Molecule: messenger RNA, 831 nt
Organism: Iphiclides podalirius (scarce swallowtail)
Lineage: Eukaryota; Metazoa; Arthropoda; Insecta; Lepidoptera; Papilionidae
Source: the annotation of a GenBank genome assembly
AUGUACCUAGUUAUGGAGUUUUGUGUGGGUGUGCUUCAGGAUAUGUUGGAAGCCAGUCCUGGAAAAAAAUUCCCACAGCGGCAAGCACAUGAUUACUUUACUCAGCUGCUUGAUGGUUUAGAAUAUCUCCAUGGACAAGGAGUUGUUCACAAGGAUAUUAAACCUGGAAAUUUGCUAUUAACUUUAGACCAAACACUUAAAAUUACGGAUUUUGGUGUGGCAGAGGCAUUAGAUAUGUUUUCUCCUGAAGAUACAUGCUACACUGGUCAAGGAUCUCCAGCUUUUCAACCUCCGGAGAUUGCUAAUGGAGCUGAGCGUUUUUCUGGGACCAAAGUUGACAUUUGGAGUAGCGGAGUCACAUUAUACAAUAUGACCACGGGCCGCUACCCGUUCGAGGGGGACAACGUGUUCCGGCUGCUGGAGGCGAUCGGACGGGGCGAGCCGACGCCGCCCCCCAGCCACCUCGGCCCCGCGCUCCAUUCGCUGCUCACCACGAUGCUCAGCAGGGACCCCGCGCUGAGGCCCGACGUCCAGCAGAUACGGCGGCACGCCUGGGUGCAGGCUACGCCCGCCCUGGAGGCAGGCGAGCGCCUGGUGAACCCGCGAUCCCGGCGAUCGGAUGAGCACCACAACUCUACCGUAAUACCUUACCUCGUCGAGCGCCACUACGCCUCCGCUCAAGAAUACUUCACCGAGAGGGAUCUGAGGCGCGAUAUGGGCGACAACGGCUCGAGGACGAUGUCGACGGCGGAGCUAUCGGACGGCGAGUCGAAUCAGUGCAAGAGGCGGUGGCACUCGUCGUGCGGGCGGCUGCCUUCGUGCCGGCUCACC